Adineta ricciae is the source of this 1566-nucleotide messenger RNA. The record is from the annotation of a GenBank genome assembly. NCBI's taxonomy places the organism in Eukaryota, Metazoa, Rotifera, Eurotatoria, Adinetida, Adinetidae.
AUGUUUCUGGUUCGAUCGAUCUACAUGCGACAAAAAUUACAUGUAUUUGAAAUCGAAAAACUUUCUCUUUUAGAAUUAGCUGUUUCUGAUGAAGAUAAACGCUGUUAUGCGUGUAAAGGUGCAGAUGAAGAGUGUGUCACCUCAUGUCAUUGGACCCAACGCUGUUAUAUAAAAGCAAAACAUGCAAAUGCAACAAUUACCGAUCGACAAUGUACGACCGAGCGUUGGGCACGCGAAUUACUUGCUGAUGGAUGUAUAUUAUACAUGAAGACGUACUGGUGUAUGUGCUCGUCGGAUAUGUGCAAUGGGGGUGAUCUGGAUUCCAUUCGAGGAUAUGAAGAUUGUUCUAAAAAUCCAUGUCAAGAUGGAACUAUAUGUCUUGAUACAAAGGAAGGUUUUACUUGUAUCUGUGCACCAUGGCAAGAAGAUUGCACACGUUCGUAUCAAGUUGGUUGCAGUUGUAAAAAUGGAGGUCGAUGUGUGAUGAAUUAUGGGUCAUAUGGAUGUGAAUGUCCAUAUGGUUAUACAGGAGUUAAUUGUGAAACAUUGACUGGUCUGGUACCUGAAGAACUUCUGCCAUUAUUAUUAAAAGAAGCAGCUGUAGAAAAUGGAGAAGAAGAUUCGGAAUCUUCUCCGUGCGCUGGAGAACCAUGUGGACUUGAAGGUGUUUGUAUACCAAUGCCGGAAGAUAAAUAUGUAUGUCUAUGCCAAAAUCGUGUUAUUGCAGCAAAAAGCUGUGACGAAGCUCGAAUGGAUCCGUGUGCACCACAUAAUCCGUGUCGUAACGGUCGUUGUAUAUCGAAUGAACGCGGUGGUUUCCAAUGUAAAUGUCGAACUGGAUGGACAGGCCGUCGAUGUGACCAAGGCACUUACUGUGCUAAAUACAAUCCAUGCCUCAAUAACGGUACGUGUCAUGAUGAUGAAGAUUCAUAUCGAUGUCAAUGCUCCGAUAAAUUUAUGGGUCAUCGAUGUGAAAGAACGGAAAAAAGUUGCUCAUCGCCUCAGUGUUUCAAUGGUGGUGUUUGUGUGAAUACGGCUACAUCAUUUAAGUGUAUUUGUCCCAUUGAUUAUGAAGGACAACGAUGUGAUUUAAAAUGGAAUGAUUGUGCCAGUCAUGCAUGUCAACAUGGUGCAACGUGUGUAGAUGGUGUGGCGUCUUAUACAUGCCAAUGUGCAAAAGGGUUCACAGGCAAAUAUUGUGAAAUAAAUAUCGAUGAUUGUCACAUAGAUUCAUGUUUGAACAACGGAACAUGUGUUGAUCUUGUCCAUGAUUACCGUUGUCAAUGUUCACCAGGUUUCACUGGACGUAUGUGUCAAUACGAUUUACGUAAAUGUAAUGAAACUCUUUGUCGUAAUUUCGGUACAUGCUAUAUGGGUUACGAUGGUUUUGCUCAAUGUCUUUGUAAUCAAAUCUACACUGGCCUUUUCUGUGAAACACGUGUUCAUCCUUGCUUUCCAAAUCCUUGUACGAACGGCGGUACAUGUGUUGCUCGAGGAAACAAAGUGGCAUGUCUAUGUCGAAAUAGAUUCAUUGGUAAUCAAUGUGAAAAACGCGUAGAUGCUUAA